AGCGUACAAUAUUUUUUUCAUGGAAACUUCAGGUUCUGCUUCGUUGAACAUUCGUCAAGCAUGUGCAGUCGAAUCGACUGCAAGACAUCACCCUUCAUUCCUUAUUAAAGUAUUAAUGUUUACUUCACAUUCAGACAUAAAGAUUAAUUUUGAAAUACUACCUAAUGUAAUAAUACAGCGGGAAAAUUUCGAAAAAUUAUUUCAAAAUACGCCAUUGUUGGAAUGGUAUCGUCAAAAAAAGUGGAAUCAAAGUAGUUAUAAAAUAUAUCAUCUCAGUGAUGCCACUCGGUACGCUUUAAUUUGGAAAUAUGGUGGAAUAUACUUGGACCUAGACAUUGUCAUGCUGAAAACUUUUCCGUCUUAUAAGAAUUUCGUGAUUAGGGAAAGUAGUAGUCAAUUGUGUAAUGGUAUUUUCGCAAUGGAGCGCAACCACACCAUACUUUAUAAGUGUAUGGAAUACAUCAAGCAAUCAUACGAUAGUAAUUGUUUUGCUUGCAUCGGUCCGUUAUUAUUUACAAAAGAAAUCUCUUCCUUCUGCCACCAAGAAAUUGUAGAUGACAUGCCAAAACAGCUCGAUUGCAAUAUUACAGUUUUCGACCCAAUAACAGCUUUCCCUGUAUAUUACACCGAAUGGUGCGAUUAUUUCUCGUCUUCUUCAGCAGAAAAUGUUUUACAGCGAAUGAAUAAUAGUGUACUGAUCCACGUGUGGAAUAAAUUGUCAAAAAACGAAAAAUUAAAACCAGGUUCGGGUAGUGCGUAUGAAUUAUCAAUGGCAACUCAUUGUCCUCUUGUUUAUGAAAAGACUGUUCACAUGGGAAGUUUAUAGUUAACCUUAUAAUUAUUAAUUUUACGUUUGAUAUAUCGAUUCGAAUGUGACAUCCUGCUUUGGUUACAUACUGACUCGUUUGCAAUUUACAAAUUGAAAAGUGUUUACAUUUUUCUUGAGGGGACGACAGAUUUGUAAUUGAAAUUUACUUAUUGUUGCAUCACAUUGUUAAAAAUAUU
Molecule: messenger RNA, 1005 nt
Organism: Centruroides sculpturatus (bark scorpion)
Lineage: Eukaryota; Metazoa; Arthropoda; Arachnida; Scorpiones; Buthidae
Product: lactosylceramide 4-alpha-galactosyltransferase-like
Exons: 1
Coding region: 20-826 (268 amino acids)
Biological process (GO): glycosphingolipid biosynthetic process
Molecular function (GO): hexosyltransferase activity
Source: RefSeq, a predicted model, not a curated record